This is a messenger RNA of Scleropages formosus (Asian bonytongue), 1128 nucleotides long. RefSeq names its product probable G-protein coupled receptor 139. Lineage: Eukaryota; Metazoa; Chordata; Actinopteri; Osteoglossiformes; Osteoglossidae. Gene Ontology annotation, biological process: phospholipase C-activating G protein-coupled receptor signaling pathway. The transcript is spliced from 3 exons. The record is from RefSeq and is a predicted model, not a curated record. Gene Ontology annotation, molecular function: neuropeptide receptor activity. Gene Ontology annotation, cellular component: plasma membrane. The coding region runs from base 1 to 1128 and encodes 375 amino acids.
AUGGAGCACAGCCACAUCUUCGCCUCUCUUCCCACCAACAGUGGUGUUUGGGGCUCUGGAUCACCUCCUGUUGGACCCCAACGUUGCCCCCUAGGACCACUGCCCAUCAUCUACUACAGCAUCUUGCUUUGCCUUGGCCUGCCAGUUGCCAACAUCCUGACCGUCAUCGUCUUGUCCCAGCUGGUCUCCCGACGUCAGAAGUCGUCCUACAACUAUCUGUUGGCCCUGGCAGCGGCAGACAUCCUGGUUCUCUUCCUCAUUGUCUUUGUGGACUUCCUGCUGGAGGACUUCAUCCUGGGUAUCCCACUGCCACCAUCUGUCAACAAAGUGGUCCAAGUGCUGGAGUUCUCCUCUAUCCACACGUCCAUUUGGAUCACGGUGCCGCUGACAGUAGACCGCUACAUUGCUGUGUGCCACCCGUUGCGCUAUCACACCGUCUCCUACCCUGCCCGCACACGUCGUGUCAUCCUGGCUGUCUACUUAGGCUGCCUGCUUUCCAGCGCUCCCUAUUACUGGUGGCCAGACCUUUGGUUGGAGCCACCAAACGGGGUCAACGGGGGCCGGACCACUGGAGGUGGGGCCAGCCACCUUGGUCAGCAUGUGCUGGUGUGGGCACAUUGUGCCACUGUCUACCUGGUGCCAUGCUCCAUCUUCUUUGCCCUCAACUCUGUCAUUGUGCGCAAGCUCCACCGGCGCAGCUGCUUCCGCCUCCGCGGCUACUCUGCGGGCAAGAGCACCGCAAUUCUCCUGGCAAUCACCUCAGUCUUCGCUGCACUGUGGGCACCACGUGUGGUCAUGAUCCUGUACCACCUGUACGCCACACCCCCCACUGCACCUGGACCGGCUCAGCUGCUCCAUCUGGUCACUGACAUAGCCAACAUGCUGGCUCUGCUCAACACAGGUGUCAAUUUCUUUCUGUACUGCUUCAUCAGCAAGCGCUUCCGGGUCAUGGCUGCCGACGUGCUCAGGUCUUUGUUCCGCUGCAGGAAGCAACCAGCACACUUUUACGCCAGCCACAACUUCUCCAUCACUAGCAGUCCAUGGAUUUCCCCCGCCAACUCCCACUGCAUCAAGAUGUUUGUCUACCAGUAUGACAAGAAUGGAAAGCCUAUCUGCAUCUCCUCCUGA